Conger conger (European conger) is the source of this 629-nucleotide messenger RNA. RefSeq names its product prolactin releasing hormone 2 (gene prlh2). The transcript has 3 exons. The record is from RefSeq and is a predicted model, not a curated record. Gene Ontology annotation, molecular function: hormone activity. Bases 83 to 445 code for a protein of 120 amino acids. Lineage: Eukaryota; Metazoa; Chordata; Actinopteri; Anguilliformes; Congridae.
AACGACACCUGUUGAAGACACGAAAUAUUGGAAGGAUAUAAGGGUGCCUGUUAUACCUGUAGUGCCCUGAUCUAAGUCCACGAUGCUGCCUGCCAAAGUCGCGUGUCCCGUGAGACACUGUUUGAAGUCCGGGCGCAGAAGCACCAGGGCUGUCUUCGCGUUACUGCUGUUGCUCUCUGCGAGUAUGGCGUGCGCCCUCAGCACCACGCUCGAAGACGACUUCCACAUCGUCCACAACCUUGAUAAUAGAAGUCCAGAGAUCGAUCCGUUCUGGUACGUGGGGCGCGGGGUGAGGCCCAUCGGGCGUUUCGGAAAGAGGCAAACUAGUAACAGCCUGAGACCAGCCGCCAGUCACCUGGAACUCCUCCUCCACAGCCUGCGGAACAGGGACAUGCAGAGCCUCGGCAAGAUACUGGCAGACGAGGAUUACGACAGAUUACCAUGACGACGACCUCAACAACGCAUUUUCUUUUUUUCUCAAUUAAAAAACAAGGAGCACCGUCAUAUCCCUCAAAGACUUGCACACAAAGUUUUAUUAAAUCUCGACACAUCAUGUUCAACUGCCGGAGAAAAUAUAACUGUAAAUAAUAAAAAUGCAAUCUAUAUUAAUAAAGAAAUGAAUUAAUGAA